Messenger RNA from Paramecium tetraurelia, 576 nucleotides. RefSeq lists its product as uncharacterized. Lineage: Eukaryota; Ciliophora; Oligohymenophorea; Peniculida; Parameciidae. The record is from RefSeq and is a predicted model, not a curated record. The transcript is spliced from 2 exons.
AUGAUACAUUUGCCUACAAUAGAUUUGAUUUCUUUACCAAAACCUAAUGAAAAUGAAAAAAAUGAACACUCUCUUGAUUUUAGAAAGUUUAAACUCAAUAAGAUUACCAAAAUGAAUCAUUCACUUUAAAUUAAGUUAAAUAUAGUUAAUAAAGAAUCAAACGCCAAAAAUUAAGUGGCUUUUGGAUCUUCCUAAGAAAGGAGAAGGCCCUCAGGAAAAAAGUUUCCUCCAUUAUAAUAUAAUUUAAAUUUUAAGUCUGUUGAUAGACAUCAAGCAUCUCCAAAACUCAGAACAAUAAGGAGUACAAGAAUAAAAUCCGAAGUCUCAUAAUAAUUUUGUGAACGAUUUCCUUAUUCCAUUCUUAAAACCGAAACCAUAGAAUAAACUAUUUAACCAACAAAAUUAAAUUGUCUAUAAAAAUUGAUAAAGAAAGUGAAAACUCCUAUGAUUGAAUUGAAAUCUAAUAUCAUACUCAAAUAGGAUGAAUUCAUACCAAUGAGUUCAAAAGAACUUAAAUAAAGCUUAGUAUCUCUUAUGCAGAAGUAUGGUAUAAGAUAGAAUGAGAUUAGAAAAUGA